Misgurnus anguillicaudatus (oriental weatherfish) is the source of this 810-nucleotide messenger RNA. Lineage: Eukaryota; Metazoa; Chordata; Actinopteri; Cypriniformes; Cobitidae. The record is from RefSeq and is a predicted model, not a curated record.
UGUUACGCCUAAUUUACUACAGUGACUUGUUCAGAUUUGUCUAGUCUACCUAAAUAACAUCAUUUUCAAUAAUUUUCGAUUUUUAGUAACUUGGUUUCUAUUACAUGUUUCUGUGUUUUAGGUGAUUUUGUUUGUGAUGAAAUGAAGCCAGAUGAAGUGAAGUCAGUGUCAGUGAUGGAGGGAGAUUCUGUUACUCUAUACACUGAUAUUACUGACAUACAGAGAGAUGAUCUGAUACUGUGGAUGUUUGGACCUAAAGAGACUCGUAUAGCUCAAAUAUAUAUGAAAGACAUUUGGUACAACAUGAAGGAGAUUUUUGGAGACAGACUAAAGCUGGACAGUCAAACUGGAUCUCUCACUAUCACAAACAUCUCAAUCAAACACACAGGACUUUAUAAACUACAGAUCUUCAGGAAAACAGACACCAAAUACAAGAGAUUCAGUGUUAUUGUCUAUGCUCCUCUGUUGGAUCCUGUCAUCGACAGAAAAUCUUCAUCAGGAAGAUCAUCAAGCUCAAAAUGUGUGUUAUUGUGUUUGGUGUUGUAUGGGAGAGAUUUGUGUCUCUCCUGGUACAAAGGAAAACGUUUAUUCUCCAGCAUCAGUGUGUCUGAUACAAACAACAAACUCUCUCUACCUCUGGAGGUGGAUUAUCAGGAUACAAACACAUACAGCUGUGUUGUAAACAAUCCCAUCAAACACCAAACUCAAUAUGUCAACAAUGUUGAUCAGAAAUGUUCAGGACUUUCUCUUUCUGAACUCAAGCAUCCUCUUGUAGGUGUUAUUGUGUUGUUGGUUUGGCUCAUUCUUUAG